GGAGUUUGCGCAUCGAGUUGAAAAAUGUACGGUAGGCAUAUGUGUGCUACUUAUUGAACUAAGGUGGAUGAGUAUUUAUAUUUCGAAAUAUUCGUGUUCUUGUUUGUUUUUGGUCGAAGAUGUUUAACUUAAGUCGGCAGGGACUGCUUUGCAAUGUCCAAAGGUUUAAUUGCCGACUUCUUAGUUCUGUUGUGCCAGAGGUGAAGAUUGAUGAUUUUCGUGUGAAAAAUGAACCUAUUUUAUCUUACCUGAAAGGGAGCAAGGAACGCAAAGAACUGGUAGCAGCAUUACAAGAAACUGCUGCCACUUGUGAGGAUGUGCCCAUUGUUAUUGGAGAUGAAGAAAUUCGGGCAAGUGAUGUCAGAUAUCAAGUUAUGCCUCACAGUCAUCAGAAGAAAAUAGCUAAAUUCUACUAUGCUACAUCGGAUAUUGUGCAAAGAUCAAUAGAAGUGGCCACUGCAGCCCAGGUGUCAUGGGAUCGAACUCCAUUAGAGCAAAGGCUGCAAAUUUGGCAUCGGGCUGCUGAUCUGAUGGCAAACAAAUACCGCAUGAAGCUGAAUGCAACAACCAUGCUAGGUCAAGCUAAGACUGCUAUCCAGGCAGAGAUCGAUUCAGCAGCUGAACUGAUUGAUUUCUUUAGGUUUAAUGCAUAUUCUGCAAAGGAGUUAACUAAAUACCAACCAAUUAGUGAGGAACCAUCAGUAACAUUGAACUCCAUGCGGUAUCGAGGGAUUGGUGGUUUUGUUGCUGCAGUCUCGCCGUUUAACUUCACAGCUAUUGGUGGCAACUUAGCCUACACUCCAGCUCUUAUGGGGAAUGGAGUAUUAUGGAAACCUUCAGACACAGCAUUGCUUUCAAAUUACACUGUCUUCAAGAUUGUUCGUGAAGCAGGAUUACCACCGGGUGUGGUAAAUUUUGUGCCUGCCGAUGGUCCUGUUUUUGGAGAUGCUAUCACAUCGUCUCCACAUCUUGGUGGAAUUAACUUCACAGGAUCUGUGCCAACGUUCAACCGGCUUUGGACACAGGUUGGACAAAACAUUAACCGUUACCGUAGCUAUCCGAGAAUUAUUGGAGAGUGUGGUGGUAAGAACUACCAUUUUGUCCAUCCGUCAGCAGAUGUCACCAGUGUUGUUAUGGGUACUAUCAGAUCAGCGUUUGAAUUUUGUGGUCAGAAGUGUUCUGCUUGCUCUCGGAUGUAUGUGCCACAGUCAUUAUGGCCAAAAAUCAAGGCAGGUCUUCUAGCAGAACGGUCUAAGCUAAAAGUUGGUGAUCCAACAGAGUUCGACAGUUUUACUUCUGCUGUUAUCGAUGACAAGGCAUUUCAGCGAAUAAAGUCCUAUAUUGAACAUGCAAAUAAUUCAAAAAAUUUGACAGUAAUUGGGGGUGGGAAAUAUGACAACAGCAAGGGCUACUUCAUUGAACCAACUAUUGUGGAAGCUUUAGAUCCAGAAGAUCGAAUUAUGGUGGAGGAGAUCUUUGGUCCUGUCCUCUCUGUAUAUGUUUAUCAUGAAAAGGACCUUGAAUUUACUCUGAGACUUGUGGGUGAGUCAACACCCUAUGCCCUGACAGGAGCUGUCUUUGGUACAGAUCAACAUUUUCUUCAGUAUGCUCUGGAAGAAUUGAAGCAAACAGCUGGGAACUUUUACAUCAAUGACAAGUCCACAGGUUCAGUGGUUGGACAACAGCCGUUUGGUGGAGGGCGUAUGUCAGGAACAAAUGAUAAAGCUGGCGGACCGCACUAUGUCCUUCGUUGGGCUUCUCCACAGGCCAUCAAGGAAACAUUUGUGCCACUCAAAGAAUGGAAGUACCCAUACAUGUCUGAUUAAUACACACAAUAAAAGUAACUUAUGAUCAGCCAGUAGGAAGCCAGCUUGACCAUCAGCUGACCAAUAGCAUGUUGCUGGCAGUACUGUGAUAACAGCAACAUGUGCGAGGGAGUCUGUAUAUUACAAGCAUAUUAAGAAUAAUGAUAAUAAAAGUAAUAAUAUUACACAUGGAUUUUGAAGAGUUUCAUGAGAAUACUUUUUUCUUUGAAUUAUGUUUAUCGAUUACAAGACAAGAAAUUAUUGUAAUGUUUAUUGAGAAUGGGAAGGAAUUUCAAGGAAUAUUGUUUUACACAUUUACUUUGAAAUCUCUCUGAAGUUUUGUUGUGAUGAAUAAAACAAGAGCUCUGGAUGAUUUUUUUUCCUCAGCCAGUGUUGGGUAGUCAAAGAUAACAAAAAGCAACAUUGUGGCUAGUUACAAAAUUGUUGUUAUAACAGUAUUAGUGCCACAGUUAGUCUUUACUCAGAGUUACAAUGAACUACUUAAUUGUGAAAUUGUGUGAAUGAAACAAGUGUACAUGUCUUAGAACUUGUAUAUUUUUGGUACCUAAGUCACUUUUCUGUAUCAAACGUUUCGUUCUAUUAGUUGUGAUUAUCGUCCUGCAACAGGUAUGUAUGUAGUAUGCUACUGUUUUUCUGAUUGUUAUUUCUGUAUAAUGAUUUUAUCACAGUAUUUUGUACAUAUACAAACUUUAUGCUCUAUAUUAGGUUCCUGUAAUUUAAAUAAAACUUACAAAAACAA
This is a messenger RNA of Zootermopsis nevadensis, 2565 nucleotides long. It is a transcript of the gene P5CDh1, whose product is annotated as delta-1-Pyrroline-5-carboxylate dehydrogenase 1. Gene Ontology annotation, cellular component: mitochondrial matrix. Gene Ontology annotation, molecular function: L-glutamate gamma-semialdehyde dehydrogenase (NAD+) activity. NCBI's taxonomy places the organism in Eukaryota, Metazoa, Arthropoda, Insecta, Blattodea, Termopsidae. The record is from RefSeq and is a predicted model, not a curated record.